CUCUCCCUCUCUCUGUUUCUCCUGCUACCCAUGUGUGCAUGGUACAGAACUUCACAUCGAGACCUCAGUUCACACAGGAAAGGCAACAACUUUCUGCAGUUUUAAAAACACACCUGGACUAAAGGAAGACUUAAGAGGACUUUUUGAAAACUUCUUGGAAUCCAGACAGCUUUUAACUUUUGCCCAAUGGAUCCCACGGAAUACCCAGACAGCUAUGAUUAUUAUGAAGACAACGAGACAGCGUGUGACUACUCAGAGUGGGAGCCAUCCUACUCACUCAUCCCUGUUCUCUACAUGCUCAUUUUCAUCCUAGGUCUGUCUGGAAACGGGAUGGUCAUCUUCACCAUGUGGCGUUCGGCCAAGUCCAAGCGCCGUGCUGCAGAUGUCUACAUUGGUAACCUGGCUCUGGCUGACCUGACCUUUGUGGUGACCCUGCCACUGUGGGCUGCGUACACGGCCCUUGGGUACCACUGGCCCUUCGGUGUGGCACUCUGCAAGAUCAGCAGCUAUGUGGUGCUAGUGAACAUGUAUGCCAGUGUCUUUUGCCUCACUUGCUUGAGCUUUGAUCGUUACCUGGCCAUUGUGCACUCACUGAGCAGCAACCGUCUUCGAUCCCGAGGCACAGUGAUGGUAUCACUUGGUGUCAUUUGGCUGCUUUCUGGGACUCUUGCUGCGCCCACUCUGCUCUUUCGUACCACAGUGGAUGAUGCCGUCAGCAACCGCACCACCUGUGCCAUGGACUUCAGCCUGGUGACCCUGAAUCAACGCCAUGAGUCACUUUGGAUCGCAGGUUUGAGCUUGUCAUCCUCAGCUCUUGGCUUCUUACUCCCUUUUAUGGCUAUGACUGUGUGCUACUGCUUAAUUGGCUGCACGGUGGCACGCCACUUUGGCCACCUACGCAAAGAGGACCAGAAGAAGCGGCGCCUCCUGAAGAUCAUUACCACCUUAGUGGUAGUGUUUGCCCUCUGCUGGACGCCUUUCCAUGUUCUAAAAAGCAUGGAUGCUCUGUCAUAUCUGGGGCUGGCUCCAACAUCCUGUGGUUUUCUCCACUUCCUGCUGCUGGCACACCCGUAUGCUACCUGCCUGGCGUACAUCAACAGCUGUCUCAACCCGUUCCUCUAUGCCUUCUUUGACCUACGCUUCCGGUCACGGUGCCUCUGCCUCCUCAGCCUGAAAAAGGUUGUGCACGGUCACGUCAGCUCUGCCUCAUCCACACUCAGUGCACAGACCCAGAAGUCCGAGUUGCAUUCGCUUGCCACCAAAGUGUGAGGUGAAAGAGAGCAGAAGGAGACUAGGGGAAGUAUAAAAAGUGGAGGUGAGAAGAGUAAUGGGGAGCAACCAGACGGCUGGUCCAUUCUGGUGGCUUGACUCAUCCAGGCUGAGCCUCAAAGAAGAAUAUUAUAAUUACUAAAAAGAUAAAGGACUUUUGAGUCUCUCUAUGUAUCCAUGUCAAGAUAUGGUCCAUAUUAUGUACAGUGUAUAGAUAAUACUCCCAGGGUUGUGUAUUCUACUGUAUGAACAGUGGUGUAUAAGUGUGUGUAUGCGAACUGCAUGGGGAGGACUUUUGAGGAGAAACUAUUUUUGCAUCCUGCUUCAAUUUCCAAAACUCCACCAAGGUGACAACAGAGAAAUCUAAGACUUCCAUGUGAUUCUGUGAAUGUGUGAGUGUUUAUGUACACUGGUCUAUGACUACAAAUUGUACAGUAUUUUCAUACUUCAAAAACAUCUUUAGCAUCUGUAGCACUUGUGUAAAGUGAAGAUAAAAAUGUAUGAGUUUGUAUAAUGAGCCCUUCUUACUGGCUGUGCUCGUGUGUUUGCUGAUGAAAGCUUCAAAGCAUGAAUGUGUGUGUGUGUGUGUGUGUGUGUGAGUGUGUGUAUGCAGGGGGGCAAGUAACUAAAGUAAAGGUGUUGCAGCUUAAUUAGAUAGUUUAAAGAGUGGUCAAAGACACAGGAGGAGGAGGAGGUGGAGACGGGGCAGACAGACAGAUGGCAGCUGACAAAUGUCUCUUGGAACGGGAGGCAGGUGAGGAAGGCAGGAGGGGGUCAGUGUGGUGGAGCACUCCAGAUAAAGUCGGGCUCAUGAAAUCUUUUUUUUUUUUUUCCCUGAAUUUUCUGUAACUAACUACUGUAUUAAAUAUAUUAUGAAGCAAA
Molecule: messenger RNA, 2151 nt
Organism: Clarias gariepinus (North African catfish)
Lineage: Eukaryota; Metazoa; Chordata; Actinopteri; Siluriformes; Clariidae
Gene: aplnra
Product: apelin receptor a
Exons: 1
Coding region: 187-1269 (360 amino acids)
Biological process (GO): G protein-coupled receptor signaling pathway; immune response
Cellular component (GO): membrane
Molecular function (GO): G protein-coupled receptor activity
Source: RefSeq, a predicted model, not a curated record